Molecule: messenger RNA, 2803 nt
Organism: Silurus meridionalis
Lineage: Eukaryota; Metazoa; Chordata; Actinopteri; Siluriformes; Siluridae
Gene: cnot2
Product: CCR4-NOT transcription complex, subunit 2
Exons: 15
Coding region: 768-2318 (516 amino acids)
Biological process (GO): regulation of stem cell population maintenance; nuclear-transcribed mRNA poly(A) tail shortening; regulation of DNA-templated transcription
Cellular component (GO): CCR4-NOT core complex; P-body
Source: RefSeq, a predicted model, not a curated record
AGGGCAAUGAAACACAGACCAAAAUAAAGCCCGGCUCGUAGUUUUCGACCUUUUAAUAGUUGCACGGGCGCUGCGUGGGGACAGAUAGCGCGCUCUGCACACGGGCUCGCACGGCUCUUGUUUUUGUCUGGGCUAGCCGCGUUAGCAUUUAGCUCGCGGGCUAAGUGUUUAUAGAGAAGCCCCGAGCCGCGUUCUACCGUCCUAAAUAAUAUGAGUACAGCGCUCUAGCAGGGCCGAGGCGCUGUGUAGGACUACGAGUUGAGUACAGGAGCGUGCUGCUCGGGGAUAUAGUGUGAGAGAUGGAGGCCUCGGUUAGAGCGGAUAUUUAGCAGGCCUAAACUCCUGCCCGUCUUCACCGAAAAGCCACUUUGUUAGCUGCACGGCUAACACCAGGCUAGCAGCCUUAUCCAAUAAAUAAGUGAAGGAAGCGGAGUCGCGGUGCACACGGUACAGCCCUGAAGGCAGCCUUGCUGCAGUACCAGACCCGGUGCCGGGGUUAGGAUCAGCCGUUUCCCUUACGCUCCCCCCCACACACCUUUAAGCAAACUUUAGCUCGAGGGAAAAGUCGGCUAACAACAUUUAGCAUCAGCUGGCUAACAACACCGCUGUCUAUUUAAUUAGCUGACGUUAGCUAGCUUAUCCAUUCCCUGCAGCCCUUACCGGCUAUUAGAGCCAGGGAACGCAAGUGAAGAGACGUGUUUUAGACACGUUUCACUUCAGUACAACACAGGGAUAAUAAAUAGGUUGCUAGUAAGGUGACGAACGGUAUGUUCAGUGCCACGAGAAAGAAGUUUGUAGAGGGGGGCGAAAGCGACUACCCUGAUGAUAUAUACUAUAGCCAGCCGUCGAUGUUCCCUCAUCGAUCGGAGAAAGAUAUGCUGGCAUCUCCUUCGCCGUCAUCGUCAGGUCAAUUGUCGCAGCUUGGUGCAAGUUUGUAUGGUCCUCAAAGUGCACUAGGCUUCUCAAUAAGAAGCAUGAGCAACAACAACCCUCAGUUAAACCGCAGUUUAACACAAGGUACUCAGUUACCGAGCCAUAGCACCCCAACAACGGGGGUCCCAACCAUGUCUCUCCAUACUCCGCCUUCGCCAAACAGGGGCAUUCUGCCUAUGAACUCCAGGAACAUGAUGAAUCACUCGCAAGUGGGCCAGGGCAUGAGUCUGAGUGGCAGGACAAACAGUAUGGGAAGCUCAGGCCUUGGCAGCCCUAACCGCAGCUCGCCCAGCAUCAUCUGCAUGCCAAAGCAGCAGCCGGCACGCCAGCCCUUCACCAUCAACAGUAUGUCAGGUUUUGGAAUGGGUCGAAGUCAGGGGUUUGGUAUGAACAACAUCUUUAAUGGAACAGAUGGGAGUGAAAAUGUGACAGGACUGGACCUCUCGGACUUUCCAGCAUUAGCAGACCGAAGUCGGAGGGAAGGAAAUGGAAACCCAACACCGUUGCAUAACCCCUUGGCUGGAAGGGCUCCCUAUGUUGGGAUGGUCACAAAGCCAUCAACUGAACAGUCCCAAGACUUCUCGAUUCACAAUGAGGAUUUCCCUGCACUGCCUGGGCCCAACUACAAGGACCCAACAUUGAGUGCAGAUGAAAGCAAAUCACAGAACUUGAACUCAUCAACCAAGAGCAGCUCCAGUGCAGAUGGCCCCAAGUUCCCAGGCGACAAGACAUCAGCACAGAAUAACAACCAGCAGAAAAAGGGGAUUCAGGUGUUGCCUGAUGGUAAGGUGACAAACAUUCCCUCAGGAAUGGUAACGGAUCAGUUUGGAAUGAUCGGACUGCUAGCCUUCAUCCGAGCAGCUGAAACAGACCCUGGAAUGGUUCAUCUGGCGUUAGGAAGCGACCUGACCACACUGGGACUCAACCUCAACUCUCCAGAGAAUCUGUAUCCCAAGUUUGCAUCUCCUUGGGCUUCUGCACCAUGCCGACCACAGGACAUCGACUUCCAUGUGCCCUCUGAGUACUUAACCAACAUUCAUAUAAGGGACAAGCUUGCUGCAAUAAAACUAGCACGUUAUGGGGAGGACCUGCUGUUUUACCUCUACUACAUGAAUGGAGGAGAUCUCUUACAGCUUCUGGCUGCUGUGGAACUCUUUAACCGAGACUGGAGGUACCAUAAGGAAGAGCGGGUGUGGAUUACAAGAGCACCUGGCAUGGAACCCACUCUGAAGACCAACACUUAUGAGAGGGGGACAUACUACUUCUUUGAUUGUCUUAACUGGAGGAAGGUUGCUAAGGAGUUUCAUCUUGAAUAUGACAAGCUUGAGGAGCGUCCUCAUGUACCAACCACCUUCAACUACAACCCGGCACAGCAGGCCUUCUGAACCGGAGGUGCUCAGGCUCUCUGAGCUGCAGGAACAGACCUCAGCACUAGACUUGGCCAACCACAAUCUGCUUUUAUUCCUCACCUGUCUGGACAAGGACUGCAGGAGGAGGGCAGGGGGUCUCUACCUUAACCAGUGAGGGGGAGACACCAUGCCUUACCAAUAAUGUGCUGCCCAAAAUGACACACACAAACACACCCUUACACUGUUUUUAAAUAUUCUCAUACCCUCUUUCUUUUCUUCCUAUUCAUUUUGAGCACCAGUCUGUAUUUUGUUUACGCCUCAGAUCAAAAGCCUGUUUGGUCUCUGGCAGGAGAACUGACUUGCAGUACGACAAAAAGGCUACGUUUCGUUUUCCGAAACGUACCAUGUUAGUAAACAGGACAGACACAAAAAUCAAUCCAAUACAUGUGAAUACAAAAGGGCGGAAGAAAAAUGCAAUGUUCAUUGUUGCACUAUUUAGUAAUAAAAGAACACAAAAAUUG